UCCAACCAAGAACAAGCUACAAGGCAGCAGUUGAUUGAUUUUUGGAGUUGUCUCCGCUAGAAGAGUGGCUCAUCUGCCCGAGGUUUCGAGCUCGACACUUUUCGGUUUGGCAACCAUGAGCUUUACCGACUUGACCACAAAUAGUCAAUAAAUUAUUUUUCCUCUUUUUCAGACCUAGGAGAAAUCCAAAGUGAAUACUAGCAAGCUCUCAAUCAUGGAAAUUACAAGGCGUGAUAAAAAGAACGCUAAUGAAGAGGAUGAUAAUAAAAUUAUAUAUCUCGGACCUUUUAUAGGGGUGCACGAGGUCUCCUCUGGCCCUGCGGCAGAAGGGGGUUUCAUCCGAUUUGUCUUCGGCUGCCACAAAAGCCACAACGGCUACAUCGCUGCGGAGACGUUUACACUGAACCACCUCCCCAGUAGAUAUCGCGACCAUGAACUUUUCCAGCUGAUCCAGGUCAUCUCGUUUUUAACAGUAAGAGUCGACGUGUCCUAUACCAGUAAUAAGAGACCAGUCUACUACGAGGGGACGACACGUCCGUAUCCGUACAGCGAAGAGAGGGGCCAGACGAAAUGUCGGACAGGUACCGGGAGGGUGGGGACGGUGUGGAGGUACACGGAAAAGGACAACCGCUCGUGCGUGUGCAGUUCGUGUAAGAACUCACCCACCCCGAAAAAAGAGUGGGGGUUGAUCCGGGUUAUUACGGCUGUGCAUGUCGUGUACGAUAAGGAUGAAGCUCUCCAUGCUGUAUGUCGGUUCGGGUUUAACUCUAUUCAAAGCCCGGAGAUUAUUAUGGAAGGUGUUGAUAUGGAGCGCGCGGACGUCACGGACGACCGGUGUCACCUGUCAUGCGUGACCCACGAUUUAGAACUGCUAGACCGGAUGAGGAAGAACUGGUCCAGGUACCCGCCGCUGCACGCCAAGGUGUGCAAGAAGUUCGACACCCCGGAUGACAAGCUCACUGUCAUCGUGUCCCACCCUCACGGUUGCAUCAAGUACAUCUCCCUGGGGGUGUGGGCGAUUCGUGAAGAAAGGGGCGAGUCCUCCCCCGGGCACCCCUACGCCACGUACACCUACAACGCCCCCACCUGCCCCGGGUCGAGCGGCGCCACCGUCUACAUCAUGGGCCGGAAGUGGGGUCUGUGGUACAACCAGAUACACAGCGGGUACAACGGUACUAACAACUUCAGCGGAAACGGAUGUGACUAGAUGACCAUUUUGGCCUGUGAAUGUAUCCUCUGGAAAUUUUAACGUUGCUAGGGACGCCGAAUGUCAACACAAAGCGCGAGUUUCUCAUUGAAGGUAGUGGGCACUAGAAUGACGCUUAUACUGUUUAACAUUGUAGUUGAAUGCGGUAUUUGAGAUAUGUUCGCAGUAGCUGACCAAACAGAUGAUUUCAAACGGUGUAAAGAUAAAUUCGACAAUGAGAAUCAGGACAGUUAGAAAAUUACAAUGACUAAAUGGCGAAGAGAAAUUUGACAAUGAGAAACAGGACAAAGACAAACUGGACAAUGACAAAUUGGACAAUGACAAAUUGGACAAUAACAAACUGGACAAUAACAAACUGGACAGUGACAAAACUGGACAAUGAUAAACAGAACAAUGACAAACUGGACAAUGACAAAUUGGACAAUGACAAACUGGACAAUGAGAAACUCGACAAUUACAAACUGGACAAUGAUAAACAGAACAAUGACAAACUGGACAAUUACAAACUGGACAAUGACAAACUGGACAAUUACAAACUGGACAAUGACAAACUGGACAGUGACAAUCUGAACAAUGACAAAUAUGGCAAUGACAAACUUGACAAUGAUAAACUGGACAAUGACAAACUGCACAAUCAGAAACUGGACAUGACAAACUGGACAAUGACAAUCUAGACAAUCAGAAGCUGGACAUGCCAAACUAGACAAUGACAAACUCGACAAUGACAAACUGGACAUGGAUAAACUGAACAAUGACAAACUUAAGUCAGCGAUUUGUCUUCUUAAUUAAUUUUAAUUUAUGAGGGGAUUUACUUCAACACAAUUGAUUAUUAUUUGUCUUUCGUAUUAAGAACCAUAUCACCAGUCGACUCCGAUUUCAGCCCGAUUUUCUUUCUGAAUUUACUUCAUCGCGUUUGCACACCUAAACACAAUGUGAAGAGUUUGUUUCAUUUUAAGAGUUUUACUCGUCUUCAUGAGGUUUUGAUCUAAACAAGUAUCAACACAUUUUUAAUCAAUCAAAUGUUUUAAAGUUAGAAUUGUAUCUUUUUGUUUAGGAGAACGGAAAACAGUAAAGAAAGCUCUAUAUUCACUUUAAAAUGAAGCUAUUGUAAAAUAAUUUUUAUUCAUAACAAAUGUAAUUAAUAAAGGUAGAAGGUUUUAGUGCUUAAAUUAGAAUAAAAUAAGUUUCUUAUAAUAUAUAAACCGUACAUUCUAGACUAAGAUGCUAUUGCAAAUUAAAAGAUCUUAAAAAAGAUUGCAAUGACAAAUAACUUUGUUUGUUUUAAUUAUUUUUUAUGUAUUUUAUUUAAAUUUAAAAAUGGUUCUGGAACUUAUGUUUGAUUUGUUUCCCUUGAAAACAUUAACAUUUUUAGAUGCUAAGGAGCGAAAAAAAUAAUAUUCAAUCUUAAAACUUACUUUUCAAUAUUCAAUCUUAAAACUUAUUUUUCAUCACAUACUGGCAUUUAAAAAAAUGUUACGUGUCAAAUGUGAAUUUGCACAAAAAUUUACUUCUUUUGUGUGUGGUUGGGAGAAUCGAACUUGUAGUACAUUGUUCUGCUAGUAUGUGAUCUAAUUUUUUUCAAUUGAUUACUUACGUUGAAAAAAAAACUGUUUCACAAAUGCGACGUAUGAUGUUUUAUUUGCAUUAUUCUUUGUGAGAAUGUUUAAUAUUAAUGGUCAAAUGCUGAAAAUAAUUUUAAUGUAUGCUGUACUUGUUAGUGAUAACGGGUGUAUAUUUAUUUGUAAGUUUUAUUUUCAUAGGUAUUUUUUUUAUGUUAAGUAUGAAUUAUUUCACAUUUUAAAUUUGUGAAACAUGUGUUGUUGUUACAUUGAUUUAUAGAAUUUUGUCAAUUCUCCAUAAGGAAAUCAGCAAUAAAAUUAUUUCUGUAAACUAAAUAUUAUCUUUUGGUUCAUACUACUUGUAUCCACGAUUUUAAA
This is a messenger RNA of Physella acuta, 3144 nucleotides long. RefSeq lists its product as uncharacterized. Lineage: Eukaryota; Metazoa; Mollusca; Gastropoda; Physidae. The record is from RefSeq and is a predicted model, not a curated record.